Molecule: messenger RNA, 117 nt
Organism: Debaryomyces tyrocola
Lineage: Eukaryota; Fungi; Ascomycota; Pichiomycetes; Serinales; Debaryomycetaceae
Source: the annotation of a GenBank genome assembly
AUGUUGCCAAGAGGUGUUAUUUUAGUUUUCGUCUUAGUCUUUUUAGCCUUCUGUGGUAUCGUUGCUGUCGCUGUUCAUAAGAAGAUUAAGGCUAAGAAGUCUAACCAAAGAUUCUAA